This is a messenger RNA of Salvia splendens (bonfire salvia), 1041 nucleotides long. RefSeq lists its product as uncharacterized. The transcript has a single exon. The record is from RefSeq and is a predicted model, not a curated record. NCBI's taxonomy places the organism in Eukaryota, Viridiplantae, Streptophyta, Magnoliopsida, Lamiales, Lamiaceae. Bases 1 to 1041 code for a protein of 346 amino acids.
AUGCAGGCCAAUAAUAACUUGGUCCACAAGUUGCAAGACGCUAAGCAAGAACAGAAGGCCGCAAUGGAUAUGUUUGCCAAACAGAUAUCUCAUAUUGCCACCUCGUUGAGUGAGAUGCGAGGAAACGAAGGGAGAAUUCAUGCCUCAGUAAAACCACCGGACAGAUCAAACAUUAGUCAAAUCACCUUGAGGUCAGGAAUGGAGUACAAAGGGCCAACAAUGACGCUUGAUGAGAAAGAGCCGACUGUGAUGAGUAAGGAGACUGAGGACAUGGUUCAACAGAAGGGAAACAUCGGAACAGGGGAAGCCAGAACAGAGGACGAUCAGGCCUUCUUGAACCCAGAAACUGAAGUGAGAAAUGAGGAAGCAAGGAAGGAAGCUGGAGAGUCCUCCAAGGGAGAUUCCAGCAACAUAGGCAAGCAAGUCAAACCCUUUCCCUACGGAGGGGAAGUAAGAAAAAAGAAAGAGGAUCCGGUGGACUUCAUGGAAAUCUUCGGCAAGCUGGAAAUUAACCUGCCAUUUCUACAGGCUCUGAAGCUGUCUCUUUUCAGUAAAUUCAUCAAGGAGUUCAUCGCAGGGAAGACUAAACCUAAUGGAAAAAUUGUGAUCGGGGAGAACAUUUCAGCAGUGAUACAAAAGAGGAGACUGCCAUCAAAGAGAACUGACCCAUGUAUGUUCACUUUACCUAUUUCAAUUGGUAAUGUGAGAGUUGAGCAUGCAAUGUGUGACCUGGGUGCGUUAAUCAAUGUGUUGCCUCUCUCGCUUUACAAGAAAUUGGUAGGAGUAAGGUUAGUUGAUACGAAGGUAGUGAUUCAAUUGGCUGAUAGAUCAUGCAUAAGCCCAGAAGGUGUGUUAGAAAAUGUGAUAGUUAAGGUGCAUGACUUCCUGUAUCCUGCUGAUUUCCAUGUGAUUAAGAUGAGUGAAAAUAAAUCUGUUGAGUCUAGCGGAGUGCUUUUAGGUAGACCAUUCCUACGCACAACUAAGACUAUAAUUGAUGUUUUUGAUGGAAUAAUUUGUUUGUACAUACUUCAGACCCAGUAG